Sphaeroforma arctica JP610 is the source of this 2212-nucleotide messenger RNA. RefSeq lists its product as hypothetical. The transcript has 14 exons. The record is from RefSeq and is a predicted model, not a curated record. NCBI's taxonomy places the organism in Eukaryota, Ichthyosporea, Ichthyophonida. Gene Ontology annotation, biological process: positive regulation of transcription by RNA polymerase II. Gene Ontology annotation, cellular component: nucleus. Gene Ontology annotation, molecular function: ATP-dependent activity, acting on DNA; histone binding; DNA binding. The coding region runs from base 1 to 1803 and encodes 600 amino acids.
AUGAACAACACUCUGAUGCAUCUGCGCAAGCUGUGCAACCAUCCGUAUCUGUUCCCUGAGGUCGAGAGCAUGGUCCAUCGCGGUGAGAGGGGCGGAGGCUCCGAUCUCAUCAGAGUGAGUGGUAAGGUUGAGGUGCUGGAUCGUGUGCUACGGAAGUUGAUUGCGUCGGGGCAUCGUGCGUUGCUGUUCACCACCAUGACUCAGCUGAUUACCAUUCUCGAGGACUAUCUCGUAUGGGCCGGUAUCAAAUACCUCCGACUGGACGGGUCUGUCAAGGCAGACGACAGAGGGGAAAUGAUCCGCAUCUUCAAUGCUCCGGACUCAGAGUACAACAUCUUCCUACUGAGUACGCGCGCGGGUGGAUUGGGUCUGAAUCUGCAGACCGCCGACACAGUCAUCAUCUACGACAGCGACUGGAAUCCCUUCCAGGAUCUGCAAGCACAGGAUCGAGCGCAUCGGAUUGGACAAAAGAACGAGGUGCGCGUGCUGCGCUUCCUAACAGUCAAUAGUAUCGAAGAGUAUGUCCUGGAAUCCGCCGAGAGGAAGCGGAACAUGGAUGCCAAGAUCAUCCAAGCCGGUCGAUUCGAUAACAAGAGUACGUCCGAAGAGAGGAGGCGCAUUUUAGAAGAUCUGCUGCAGAAGGAUGAGGAAGACACAAACGACCUCGUCGAGCCAAGCAGCAUGGAAGAGAUCAACCGCAUGCUUGCACGGUCGGACGAGGAGGUGGAACUGUUUGCUGAGAUCGACUUAGAGAUCAACGCCGAGGCCGGGGGAGCCGAUAAUCGCCUGAUCAGUGCUGAGGAGGUACCUGAGCUGUACUUGGAAUCAGUCGAGGAAGUCACAAAGAAAUACAUUGUGGAGGAUAAAUCAGCAUACGGCCGUGGUCGUCGUGCACACAAAGAAGUGGAGUACGACGAUAAUCUGACAGAGCUGCAAUGGACCAAAGCAGUGGAUGACGGCACACUACCGGAAUUCAAGCGGAGGGCGAAAGCACGCCGCGACCAAAGCCGCAGCGAAGGAAUCAUUGAACUGGACUCAGAUGAGAACGACAGCGAUAGGCCAACUAAGAAGUCCAAGAAGCGCAGUCGCAAAGGGGACCGAUCUAGGGGUGAUUCACCCAUGUCUGCGAAACACAGCAAGAAGAGGAGGAAGAAGAAAAUGCCACAGAAGGUAGUAGUGGUGGUACAGGACCACGACGAGACAGACAGCGAUGGGAACGACAACAAUAACACUAGCAACAACACAAAUAACAACACCAAUAACAAUACGAGUGAUAACAAUACCGACAAUGAAGACAGCCAUAGCAGCGCCAACGGUGGAGCGCGGGGAGACGAGGCAUCGGAAGUUUCCGAGGUCGAAGAACCACCUCGCGUCAAGAAAGCCAGAGUGAGCUCUAAGAAGCUUAAGAAAGAUAGGCACCUAUCUCCAUCGCCCAAGCGACGGUCUCGCAUCGUCAGCCCCACCCCUGUGCGCGAGGACAGCGUGUACAUGCACUGCUACACAGCAUUGACCACCCUGCUAGACCCUGAAACCGACGAGAUGGUCUGUGAGCUAUUCAUGGAGGUACCGAACCUCCUGGACUAUCCCGACUACAAAAUCAUCGAGUACCCCAUUGCACUCUCGAACAUACUGGAGAAAAUUGACAAUACCGAGUACGAGACUAUCGAGGAUAUGGAAGUGGAUGUGAAAUUGAUGGUCAGCAACGCCCAGACUUUUAACCAAGAAGACUCGUUUGUUUAUGAAUACGCAGGAAAGCUGCAGACGGAGUUCUACAGGGCUUUGUAUGAGUAUGAAAAGAGGUAACGUGGGGAUGCGGGUACGUUCGCCUUUGAAUUACGCUGCUUGCAUUGUUACCACCAGGAUACGGAAGCGAAGUAACAACAUUGCACGCAGUGAGAAGUAUCGUGUCGCAGCACAUCUACUGUAUGGCAGUUGCAAGGUUUUAUAGAGAGAACACUCAUUAGAAAUCACCUAUGCUCUACAAUUGGCACACAUCGCCGCAUCGGAAGCCAAACUAGUCCCUCACCGCAUUUUCCGGGCGAAGCUUAACAAUUUUUAUAGUGUACGAUACCGUUUGACAUUCAGAGACCGUGAGCAAGGCAAGUCAGGUGUAUUUAACGCUGAAUCGGACAAACUCUAUCUGUACUUUACCUAUUAAAGAUAUAUAAAAUGUGGUCGAGCGUUUGGUUCUGACUGAUCGCCUGAUCAACCG